Camelina sativa (false flax) is the source of this 1353-nucleotide messenger RNA. Lineage: Eukaryota; Viridiplantae; Streptophyta; Magnoliopsida; Brassicales; Brassicaceae. The record is from RefSeq and is a predicted model, not a curated record.
AUCUAAAAGGUGGAAUCAACCAGGCUGGUAUUGACUAUUACAACAACUUGAUCAAUGAGCUUUUGUCCAAAGGAAUUAAGCCUUAUGCAACCAUGUUUCAUUGGGACACACCACAAGCCCUUGAAGAUGCUUAUGGAGGAUUCCUUGGUGAGGAGAUUGUGAAUGAUUUCCGUGACUAUGCGGAUGUUUGCUUCAAGAGUUUUGGAGAUAGAGUGAAGCAUUGGAUGACAUUGAACGAGCCAUUGACAGUGGUGCAACAAGGUUAUGUUGCAGGUGUGAUGGCUCCAGGAAGAUGCUCCAAAUUCACAAACCCUAAUUGCACCGGUGGAAAUGGAGCCACCGAGCCUUAUAUUGUUGGUCACAACCUCAUCCUUUCUCACGGAGCCGCCGUCCAAGUCUACAGAGAAAAAUACAAGGCGACUCAAAAAGGUCAAGUUGGUAUUGCUUUGAACGCGGCUUGGAACUUGCCAUAUACAGAAUCACCGGAGGAUAGAUCGGCUGCGGCACGAGCCAUGGCCUUCACAUUUGACUACUUUAUGGAGCCGCUUGUGACCGGUAAAUACCCGGUUGAUAUGGUCAACAACGUAAAAGGUGGUCGCUUACCUACAUUCACUGCACAACAAUCUAAGAUGCUGAAAGGCUCUUAUGACUUCAUUGGCAUCAAUUAUUACUCUUCCACUUACGCAAAGGAUGUUCCCUGCUCCACCCAAGAUGUUACUAUGUUCUCUGAUCCUUGUGCCAGUGUCACAGGUGUAAGAGAAGGUGUUCCCAUCGGUCCAAAGGCUGCAUCAGAUUGGCUUUUAAUAUAUCCAAAGGGAAUUCGUGAUCUCGUCCUCUAUGCAAAAUACAAGUUCAAGGAUCCUGUCAUGUACAUAACCGAAAACGGGAGAGAUGAAUUCAGUACCAAUAAAAUCUUCCUUAAAGAUGGUGAUAGGAUUGAUUACUACGCUAGACAUCUCCAAAUGGUCCAAGACGCUAUCUCGGUUGGAGCAAACGUGAAGGGAUUUUUCGCAUGGUCGUUGCUAGACAACUUCGAAUGGGCAAUGGGAUACACAGUCCGGUUUGGACUGGUUUACGUGGAUUUCAAGAAUGGAAGUAAGAGAUAUCCCAAGAAAUCGGCUCAGUGGUUCAAAGAAUUAUUAAAUGAAAAGAAAAACAAUUGAUGAUUACAUAAAGAUGGCGUUUAUAACAAUGACAAUUGAGAGAUUUAUAAUUUUUCCUCCUUCCAAAAUAAUGGUUUUAGCUGUUUUAACAUCGAACCGGAUUGAUGUAUACUCGAUGUUAUACCAUCUUUCGAUGUAACGUACGAUGUAUAAGGAAAAUUAAUACUAAAUUCGUUGGAAAAUUAUAAAA